Molecule: messenger RNA, 595 nt
Organism: Nanorana parkeri
Lineage: Eukaryota; Metazoa; Chordata; Amphibia; Anura; Dicroglossidae
Product: hydroxysteroid 11-beta-dehydrogenase 1-like protein A
Exons: 4
Cellular component (GO): intracellular membrane-bounded organelle
Molecular function (GO): oxidoreductase activity
Source: RefSeq, a predicted model, not a curated record
GGUAACUGGGCUGCUCCUCUCUCUGCUGACUCUGUAUUCCUCUUUCACAAUGGCAUCCGGAAAGCUGGUGCUGUUUUCUCUGGCGGUGGGACUAACUGCCUAUUACUUUUAUGACACAGAAACUAUAACUCCAGACAUGGUAAAAGGGAAGAAAGUGCUGAUCACUGGCUCCAGCACGGGAAUUGGAGAGCAGAUCGCAUACAAAUUUUCGGAAUUGGGAGCUCAUGUCAUGCUCACAGCCAGAAGAGCACAGCAACUACAAGAGGUUGCAAAGAAAUGUCUCGAGCUAGGGGCCAGAUCAGCGAAUUAUGUGGUGUCUGAUAUGGGGAACUUGACUUCAGCUCAGAAUGUGGCCCAAGAAACUAUUGACAAGCUAGGUGGUUUGGAUUAUCUGAUUUUAAAUCACGUGGGAGGAUCUGCGUCAUUUGGAUAUUUUAAAGGUGACAUGGAGGCUGUGCGGAGUUCCAUCACUGUUAACUUCCUCAGUUACAUCCAGCUGACAUCCACAGCAUUAAAAGCACUGCAAAAAUCUCAAGGCAGCAUUGUCAUUAUGUCCUCACUGAGUGGUAAGCUUCUUGGAUUUAUGGGAAGCUUU